This is a messenger RNA of Clupea harengus (Atlantic herring), 2875 nucleotides long. RefSeq lists its product as uncharacterized. Gene Ontology annotation, biological process: positive regulation of transcription elongation by RNA polymerase II. Bases 2 to 2224 code for a protein of 740 amino acids. Gene Ontology annotation, molecular function: protein binding. Lineage: Eukaryota; Metazoa; Chordata; Actinopteri; Clupeiformes; Clupeidae. The transcript has 3 exons. The record is from RefSeq and is a predicted model, not a curated record.
GAUGUUUGAACAACUGCUGAUCAAGGAGCUGCAGAGGCAACAGCACAGAACCCAGUUCUGCGAUACUGUCCUACAGGCGCAGGGUGUUUCUGUGCCUGUCCACAGCUGUGUGUUGUCAGCCUUCAGCCCUCGGCUCUGCGAGUUUCUGUCCACUCUCCCAGCCCUCCCUGGCGGGAAGAGCAGAGUAAUCGAGCUCCAGGCUGUAGAGGCCUACACCCUACUCAGGCUGGUCAGUGCGCUGUACACAGGCACUGUGGAAGGAGAGAGGAGAGACCUGCAGAAGGCAGCUGACACACUGGGUAUCACCCUCCCACAGGAGACAGGGGAGACAGGAGAGGGGGAGUGGGAAGGAGGAGGGGAACCACUUAAGGACACGACCUUAAGAAGGAAAGGGGGCUCUGAAGAGGGUGUGGGAGGAAAAGGAACCGAUAGAAGAGUGUGUAAUGAUGCAGAGACCCAGACUGACGUGAUACUGACAAACGAAGGGAGACACAUGGCGGAGACAGACCUUGACACAGACACAGACACGCAAAGACACAUGGCGGAGACAGACCUUGACACCACUUCCUCCCAGGAUGCUCAGUUCAUGUGUGUGAGGCCGAACACGGUGGAGUUUCAAACGGUCGUGCCACAUGAGUCAGUUGGCCACAUGAGUCAGUUUCCGUGGGUUACAGAAGGAUGUCUUCAAACAUCUUCCGACGAGAAUCCUCUCAUGGCCCCCUCUGAUGAUGAUGUUUGCACUGCUGUGGUAAUACCGUCCACACUCGAUGAUGCCACAGUGUGUCAGCUGAUCAGUGAGGUGACUGUUGGGGCCCCCGGCGGCAGCUGCUCCUCCCUCCUCCCCCCUCCCCCAGAGGACCAGCCAAAAGAAAAGGAAAGGCUCCGCAUGAGUACGACGGAAGACGGUGGAGAAUUGGUCGAUGGUUUUGAGCAGUUUGAAGGAAACAUCCCAGAGUUCAUCAGCUACUUCCUGGAUUUGGCGGGGCCCAGGAGGGCGGGGCACCAGGUGCGGAGAAGCCCCAGAAGGAUGAAAAGAGAAGAGAAGAGAGGGAGUGAAAGAGCGAGGCGGCUGAGGGGAGGAAUGGGUAAAGAUGGUGAAGAGAGGCAGGGGACUGGGAAAGUGGCGUGUCGUUUUCCCCUGAGAGAAGGCCGUCCUGUGGUCCUCACCUGGAGGGGCCUCGGAGGGGGGCGGAUUGGAAGAUUGAUCCACCUGCCGCCCAGAAAGAAGGCCCGGUCCAGACCGUGUGUUAGACAAAGCAGUGCGCAAGGAAAAGCAGAGCCUAGCCAGAACAAAAUCCCUGCCAUCAGAAAGCCAAGACGUCGCAUACAGCUUCUUCCUCUACAGGCUCACCUCGAAUGUGAUACUCUGCCCCCCACACCCACCCCCACCCCCACCCCCUCCUACCUCUCUCUUUCUCCAUCCAUCCUGCACACUCUGCCCCUCCCCCCUGCCACUCAGCCCAGGUUCUUGUUGGAGCAACUCCUGACAGAGCUGAAUCAGCCUAGCGGCGCCACAGAGGCACUGAACAGUCACAGCACUCUGCCCGCAAACACUACAAGUCCCAGAAUGCUCUACUCGUCCGGAAAUGCUGAUGCCAGAAGUUCUCAGCAGCAGCAGCCAGAGGGGGAGGUGAAUGAUAUGUUGGAUCACCUGCUGCUGUCACUUGAGCAGCCAGUAGACAUGAGGCCAUACACCGUCAUCAAAAAGUUACAGGAGGGCCACAGGAGGGAGGAGGUGAGAUCUGCUGUGUACGACCUGCCGCGAGCACACACACCGCUUUUGCACGCACACCCCCUACUCUGGAAAGCACCAGAACCUUCACACACUCAACCACAACAACACUGGUCUGAGGCUUCACUCUCUGUCAGCAAUGAGUGGCUGCGGAUUCCAAAAGCUUCUCUGUCCGGGGCCACGCUACCGGGCCCAUCGUACCAUCCUCACUGUAAGCCAUCCAAACACAAAACAAAAUGUAGACGUGAGAACAGGAGGCUGGCAGAAAUAAGCCUGAAGGAGGAGAUGUUUGAGGAGAGAAGGAUGACCAGAAACCAGGCAAAUAUUCUGAGGAUAUCCCAUGAACACACUACUGCAGCAGGUGCUGCCAGCACAGGGCCAGGUGUCCCGGUUCCAAAGCACCCGCGACUGGGCAAAAACAUGAAAAUAUUGCGACAAAAAUUACUUGGGAAGAGAAAGAGAGAGGAGGAUGAAGAGGUUCCGGAGAGUUAGUGCGCUGAGAAAUGUCCAAGCUCCAGUAAAGCGCCUAAGCUCUCUGCAUAACGGCCUCCAGUCCCCAUGCCAAGGAGAGCACGAUACAGGAACGCACCUCAACCCCUCCUCAGUCCCCGUCAACUCAACGGAAAGUUCCAGAAAGCUGAAAAAGACAACCCCGUCCCCUCUCCCCAUGGCUGUGCAGGACCAACCCACAGGGGGGCCCAUGUGACCCCAUAGAAACACCAUUGAGUUUGACAGAGACUGUGUGUGAUCCCAUAGAAACACCAUUGAGCUUGGCAGAGACUGUGCAAUGCACAGGAUAAAGAAACAUUCUGUGACUUAGGUCAAAGGUCAUGACACUCCACCAGAGGUUGCUGGUGUGUCAGCAGGAAGUGUUUUGAGUUUGAGUUCAGAGAAUUGGACUGUGAUUAGGUUCAGAUCGAGUUCACUUGUGUUGCUGUUGUUGUUAGUUUGACGUUAAUGUUCGUUUUUCCUAAAUAAAGUUGUUCUUUUAGUACACGGUAUGUGUGUUUAUGAGACUGUGCAGACAUUGUGGGGUACAUUGGGGAGUUGCACGAUGAACAGCCAGGAUUCUUUUUGAUCCUUUCUGGUGGAAUUUUAAAAGAUCAAUUGCAGAAGAAGAUACAAGAUUGAUGCUGGAGUGCC